Molecule: messenger RNA, 4277 nt
Organism: Esox lucius (northern pike)
Lineage: Eukaryota; Metazoa; Chordata; Actinopteri; Esociformes; Esocidae
Gene: c1qtnf4
Product: C1q and TNF related 4
Exons: 2
Coding region: 249-1349 (366 amino acids)
Molecular function (GO): protein binding
Source: RefSeq, a predicted model, not a curated record
UCUGCAGAAACAGUCUUAGCAAAGAAACGCUCUGCACUUCCAGAGUCCCCCGGUCGGACGAGGAGCCCCCUUAUCGUUUUCAUAUCCUCCAGCUUGUGUGUGUGUUUGUGCUGCUCACACAGCCUUCUUGAGACAACAGCAGCAGGUUGAUCCACGCAGAGACUGUGAACGGAUUCCUGGCGCGGAGACCUUACAGAGAACUUUGAGCCUUUCUCUCCAACAGCAGUCUCCUCCUACGCAAAGGAAAGAUGAUGAGACCGGCUAUCAGUGUCUUGAUUGGCCUGAUGUGUCAGGUAACCUGCGUGUGGGCCUUCGCUCACCUGUCAGGUGAUGAAGAACAGCGGUCUGCCUUCUCUGUGGCACGCACCAGUAGCAUGGAGGGGGGUCCAAAGAUGGUGGUGACCUUUGACAAGGAGUAUGUUAACAUCGGUGGGGACUUUGAUCCAAAGGCGGGCAUAUUCCGCUGCCGCAUCCCCGGGGCAUACUACUUCUCUUUCACAGUGGGGAAGUUCCCCCGGCGGGACCUGUCAGUCAUGUUAAUGAAGAACAGGAACGAGGUGCAGGCCAUUGUGUAUGAUGAGAAUGCAGGCGAGGAGCGCAAAGUGCAGAGCCAAAGCGCCAUGCUGCAGCUGGAAUUUGGAGACACGGUCUGGCUCCGCCUUCAUGGCGACCCCCGCUAUGCCAUCUACAGCAACACGGGCCACUACACUACCUUUAAUGGCUACCUCAUCUACCCUGACACCUACACCUUCCAAGACCCCAAGCAUGAGGACCCGACUCCCCUGUAUGGAUACGAGGGGAAUGCCAAGGACCACACUCUAGCAGACCAGGAAGUCAAAGGAGACAACGUAGAAAAGAGAGAGGAGGACCAGGAGGAGGACCCAAGAUCAGCCUUUUCGGCUGGUCGCACGCAGAGCAUCAUUGGGGUAGACCAGGGCUUCCCAGAGCACCGCCCCAUCACCUUUGACACUGAUUUUGUUAACAUUGGUGGUGACUUUAACGUUACAGAAGGUGUAUUCACCUGCCGUAUUCCGGGUGCUUACUUCUUCUCCUUCAACGCUGGCAAGCUUCCCCACAAAACACUGUCAGUCAAGCUGAUGAAGAACCACCUGGAGGUACAGGCCAUGAUCUACGAUGACAGCGACACUGAGAAGGCGCUGCAGAGCCAGAGUCUGAUGUUGUCUCUGCGCCGUGGUGAUAUCGUCUGGCUUUAUAGCCACCAGCGUGAUGGUUUUGGCGCAUACAGCAACCAUGCCAAGUAUAUUACCUUCACUGGCUUCUUAGUCUAUCCAGAACUACAAAAACCAUUGACCAAAAGUCUGCAGCAAAAGCAGAGCCAGAAACCGUGACUGCAAUAAGGGACAGUGUCAAGAAAGCAGCAAAGGUAUUCAGUUGGCUGUGGACCUACUAAAAUAAAUGAAUCAAUGUCCAACGAAAUUCUUUAAUUGGGGUUACUUUGUCAAACUCAAACUUGAGUGAAGAUGUGACUAAAUGCUAGCAUUUAUGAUAUUUUCAGGAUAUCUCUGAUUUCAGCAUCUUUAUUAAUGUAUUGAAAGAUGUAGGAAAAUAAUAGGGACAUUUGUUUUGUGUCUAAAUUCCAUGUUUUCAUUUCAUUUUGGAGUGAGUUCCUGUGUGUGGCCAGUGUCUAAUCACAAUGAAAUUAAAAUACACUUUGGACCAAAAAGCAUAAUCAACAUUCAGAAUGUAAUUUUUCCUCACCCUGGAUGGCAAUAAAUUAGAUCACUACAGAGACCAUACUGAACCUGGUUCUGCGAUGAGGUCUGAGCACCUCAUUACAGAGCAAAUGCUAGUUUUGGACCGCAGGACACCAGGGUCAUAAUUUAAUUUCUAAUUUAGCAGAAUUUAAUUAAUUGACUCAGAUGGUGACUGCUGUGGGGAAAAUGUAUUUGCCUCUAUCUUCCAGUCUGAUAAUCAUGUCAGUUAAAUUCACACUGGCCGUGAAAAGAAUGCUGUUAAAAUUGUGGCAUGAGCCAGACUUUGGUUAAUGAGUCUCAGCUUGAGACAGGGCACUGAAACAACAUGGAAAAACAGCAUUUUCCAACUCUACUGGAUUCUGCACAUCAGUAUGUCAUAUUUGGGUAGGGCUGUUAUUUUGUUUUAUUUUGGGUCCAAAAGGCAUCAUACACAAUAAAUACAGUCAUGUGAAAGUGCACCCCCUUCAAAGUUACCUUUUCUUUUACACACUUGGGCAUAUGGAUAUGUACUCUGCACUUCAACACUAUUGACUGAUAAAAAUAACCUGAUUUAACAAUUAUAACAAUAGCUUCAAAUGCUGGGGUGGCCACCUUUGGGUGAAAUAACAAUGUUUUUUUUUUUUUGUAACUGUCCAUCAGUCUCUUAAAUACACUGGGAGGAAUUUUUGCCCACUAUUCUUCACAUUAUCGCUUCCCAAGUUUCAGGUUUCAGGGCUUUCUUGCAUGCACAACCUACUUCAAGUCCCUCCACAGCAUUUUGAUAGGAUUGAGAUCUGGGCUUUGACCCUUCAUUUCUACUUUGUGAGCUAUUCUUUUGUAGCUUUGCUUGUGUUUUUUGGAUCAUUGUCCUGUUGCAAGAUCUAUGUUAAAUUCAGCUUCAGCCUUUUGACCAAUUUCCUCACAUUCUCAUCAAUAAUCCUCUGGAUUAUGUUGACUUAAUGAUGGCAAGUUGGCCAGGCCCUGAGGCGGCCCCAAACCAUUAUGGUACCGCCAACAUGGUUUACAGUUGAUAUGAGGCGCUUCUGUUUAAUUACUGUUUCAUGUUCACCAAACGUUGCGUGGAGCAUUGCCAAAUAAAUCCACUGAUGACACAUCUGUCCAGAGCACAUUGUUCUGUGUAGUUUUGGUCUUCAACCAGGUGUUGUCUAGAAAAUGUCAGUUGUGUCUUUAUACUUUUUUAGAGCAAAAGCUACUUCCUUCCUGAACUUCCAUGUAGACCAAGUUUGUGCAGUCUCUUUCUUUGAGUCAUGCACUUUGUGGCAAGACAGGCCCUUGAUAUUACCAUAGGGUUCUUAGAGGCCUCUACAAGCUUUUGGUCAAACGAUUUGUCCUAUGUAGCUUGCCAGUAGUCUGGACUUUCCUCCAUUUGUAGAUGAUCCAUCGGACAGUGGAAUGAUGUACUUUGAAUUGCUUGUAAAUGUCUUUGUAACCCCUUCCAGACAAAUGGGCAUCAUGGAUCUUUCUUCUGAGGGCCCUGGUUAGGUAUUUGUUAAGACCAAAGCAGAACAUGUUUCUAAUCUUUAUGGAAGGCAGGACCCUCUGAAGUUACUCUCUCAUGAUUUUAAAAUCUUUUGCAUCUGUCUGGGUGCAACUGAUUCAAAUGUUUGACUUUUUAUGAGAUGUUAAAAAUAUGUUUACUUACUUUUUCCACAUUAGGAAAUUCUGCUAUUUUUUAUUGUAAUUGCAUGAAUGGUUUCAAAGUUCUUUGUUUAUGAAUGAUUUGGUAAAUUGGGUUAUCAUUAUCAAUGAAUGUGGUGGAAAAAUCAUGUGUAUAAAUAUGUAAACAAAAAAAAUAUGUAUGACAAUAUAAUGAGACUCAGUCCUUCACUACUAGAGGGAUUUAGGCAUAUAACACAACUCCUGUUGUGCUGCCCAACUUCUUUGGAGCUCAUCCUUAGUCAUACUAAUGACUUCAUAGUUUUCUGUUAAUGCUCAAUUAUGUCAUGAAUUCUGGCAACUUUUGUACUUGACAAGGACUCACUGGAUUUUCUAUAUAGUGAGAUGGGCCCUUUCGACACUGGUAUAAUUUUAUAAUUUGAAUGGACAAAUUUGCUUUGUAUUUGCUUUGCAAUUCUAAUUUCUAUCAUUAGGUGCAUGGACUGUAAUAGGCAAUAGUCCUCUUGAGUUGAGUGGAUCUAAUGUGUGUAACAGCUUUAAUUAUGUUCAAGGACCACAAGCAUGACAACUUUAAGGAAUCUAGAGAAAAUAUCACUUCAUAAUAGCUAAGUGAGGUCAUUUUCCACAGAUAAGCAUUAUGUUUUGGGGAAUUGAGUCUUACAGAAUAUUUUGAGUAAUGGUAAUGCAUGCAGUCUUGGCGACACAUACUAUUAAUAAUCAUCCAACAGCUUUGCAGAUCUUGGCAAUUCAACUUUUGAUCAAUUUUUUGUGAAUAACUUGUGUUAUGUUGGUGGCGUUUGCUUGUAUUAUGUCCUUACAAGGAAUGGCAAUGAUUGUAAACUGCAUGUGUUUAAUUGCCUUGUUGGCUCCUUGAUAUGUUUUAAAUAUUUCUCAUACAUGGGUGCUUUGGAAUGUGUGAAGCAGAAUAAAUGAAUUUGAUGUUUA